AUGGCAAUGGCCCAGGCCUGUCGUUUCCUGCACCAAAUCUUGGCUGGUGUUGAGCGAGUCCACCAAACGAAUGUGGUGCACCGAGACAUGAAACCCGAGAACCUGCUGUUGGAUGAGCGCGAAUGCAUCAAGAUUGUGGACUUUGGUCUAAGCAACACCUUCCAGGAUGGGCAGUUGUUGCAAACCGCCUGUGGUUCUCCAUGCUACGCCGCACCAGAGAUGAUUGCGGGGAACCAGUACUUCCCGCCCAUGGUGGACGUGUGGAGCUGUGGAGUGAUCCUCUUCGCGCUGGUCUGCGGAUUCCUCCCUUUCGAGGACCAGAACCAUUCGGAGCUCUACAAGAAGAUCUUGAACGCCGAGUACGAAGUGCCCAACUUUAUCAGCAAAGAGGUGGCAGGUUUGAUCGCCGGGAUGCUCACCACGGACCCCGCGGCGCGGAUGACCCUGGAGGAUAUCCGUAAGCACGUUUGGUACCAGCAGAUUCCCGAGGCGAGUUUGAAGGAUCGCGAGGACGACCAGCUGGACGAGGCCAUUCUUGAUCAGCUCGACAGCUACGGCUUCCCACGCGAGUACGCCAUGAAGUGCUUGCAGAACAACAAGCACAACCACGUGACCACGACGUGCCCAUAG
Cladocopium goreaui is the source of this 630-nucleotide messenger RNA. NCBI's taxonomy places the organism in Eukaryota, Dinophyceae, Suessiales, Symbiodiniaceae. The record is from the annotation of a GenBank genome assembly.